Molecule: messenger RNA, 5243 nt
Organism: Oncorhynchus kisutch (coho salmon)
Lineage: Eukaryota; Metazoa; Chordata; Actinopteri; Salmoniformes; Salmonidae
Product: alpha-ketoglutarate-dependent dioxygenase FTO
Exons: 10
Coding region: 15-1919 (634 amino acids)
Biological process (GO): regulation of multicellular organism growth; DNA alkylation repair; RNA repair
Molecular function (GO): ferrous iron binding; mRNA N6-methyladenosine dioxygenase activity; broad specificity oxidative DNA demethylase activity
Source: RefSeq, a predicted model, not a curated record
CAACUCUAGGAAACAUGAAACGAUCGGGUGGCAGUGAGAGCGAGAAGAGAAGAAAGAGGCGCAGGCUGCUGCAGGAGCUAGGAGACCAGCGCAUCCCCUACCUCGGGCCCUCAGACCAUGGCUUCCAACAGCUGUGGGAGACUAGCUACUCUGGCCUGGCUCUGCGGCGGUCCUGCUCCCUGCCUGAGGAGCUCCAUGGUCGGGUGGAGGCUGCUCUGUUCACCCUGCGGCGGAGGGGCUGUUUCCUGAGGGACCUGGUGAAGGUGAGGGACCGAGACGUCUUCACCGCCGUGUCCCGGGUGCUGCUGGGUCAGCCAGGAACCACAUACCGCUAUCUGGACACGCGGCUCUUCACCAUCCCCUGGCACACUGACGAGCAGAGAGGGACCUGCUGCGACCCAGACCUCAGCGCCGCCUGCAAAGCACUCUGGGAGCUCAACUGCUUCUUCUGCUCUGAUGUCGGAGACAGGAAGGAGGGGGAUGUUUUCAAGCAGUGCAGGAAAGAGUUGGUUGGUGCUAUAGAGUCUAAACCCAGUGUAGAAGGAGACACGGAGUCUAAAGAUAGUGAGGAGUCCAAACCCAGUGACGAUGGAGGAGACUCAGAGUCCAAGCAGAGUGAGGAGGGAGAGACUGAGUCAAAGCACAGCGACGAUUGGGACAUAGAGUCAAAACACAGUGAAGAGGAAGGCCCAUCGUCCAAACAGGAUGCAGCGUGGGAGUCAAGACACGGCGACGAGAUGGGAGACAUGAAGACUAAACAAACUGAAUUGGGGAGUCCAACGGCGUCAAAACAACACAGUGAGGGAAAACACACAGGCUGGAAGCACAGGCCAGCUGGCAGCACAGAGACAGAGACCACAGACCUAGGCACUCAGGAGAAGCCUGUGGCUGAGCUAAAACACAGUCUCUCUGGGUACCACAUUGAAGAUGAGGAGGAUGAAGACCAGCAGAGUGGCCAGGGAUGCUCUAACCUCAACCCUGCUAAGACAUCCUGUUCUGGCCCGACCCAGUUCAACGUCACCCUGCUCAACUACAUGGACCCAGCAGCUAUGAGCCAGCUGAAAGAAGAGCCGUAUUAUGGGAUGGGUAAGAUGGCUGUGGGCUGGCACCAUGAUGAGAACCUGGUCAGCCUAUCUCCUGUGGCCGUCUACAGCUACAGCUGUCAUGACAACAAAGGUGUGAGCUCGGAGGAGGGUCCUGCAGAGAAGGGCUGCUGGAGGAUUGGUCUAAAGGUGGCCUGGGACAUCCACACCCCUGGACUGACCCUCCCACUGCAGUCCGGAGACUCCUACUACCUUAGAGAUGACCUGAACAGGACCCAUCAGCACUGUGUUCUGGCUGGAGAAUCAGCCCGCUUCAGCUCUACACACAGAGUGGCGGAGUGUUCCACCGGGACCCUGGACUACAUCCAGUCCCGCUGCCGGGAGGCCCUGUCUAACCUGAGCACAGACCCAGAAACAGGGACCCACAGCCUGCUGUCCCUGCUGCCAGCUACCCUGCAAGGCUACGAAGAGAUACACAACGAGGUGGAGUUUGAGUGGCUGAGGCAGUACUGGUUCCAGGGCCAGCGUUACACCCGGUUCUGCAGCUGGUGGGCCAGACCCAUGGAGCAGCUGGAGAAUGACUGGAGAGAGAUGGAGCUCAUGACGCAACUCUUACUGGCCGCGGUAGAGGAAGAGGGACAACCGGAGGAGGGCAGGAGAGAGAUGGCAGAGACCCUGCUAACUGCCCUGACAGACAGACAGCAGCACAGACAGACCUGGAGAGACAGGUGCCAUUCCAGCCUGGCCCAGACCCUGCCCCCAGAAGAGGCCCCCGUUGACCGGCCAUUUUGGGCCGACGACGACCCCAGCAUGCCUCUGCCCUUUGACCUAGCUGACAUCAUCAACAGGGUGGAGUCACUCCUCUGGAGGAUGUGACGGAUGGGACACAAAGAAAAGAGAAGGAGAAAGAGAGCGAGAGAGUCACCCCGUCAUCUGAACAGCCUCUAUCGUGAGGACAGACGACAGAGGAGGAGAACAGGACCUACCAACUCCUGAUGGUGUCAACUUCCUCCAAUGGGGGUAGACUUCCCCAUCCCAACCCUGUACCUCGCCCCACCCCGCCCAAACCAGUCUCAUCUAUCUUUGCUUGCAUUGACUCAACAUGGCUGCAACAUGAGGAUGGAACCCUGAGUAGUGCUUUGCUAACAUGCUAUAGCUGGUAUUGGAACUAGUCUCACAAUGGUAACGUGGAUAACCUGCAGAAUUAAAACUGAAUGUGUAGGAAUGUAUUAUUUCAAUCAAUGUUCUGUUUCUUUUCUACAUUUAACCAGCUUUGUGUAUGGAUAUGACAAAUAGUCAUACAGAUGUAGGAUCUUAAUUUGACCAGUUUCUCACAGCAGCAAAAUUAUCCUGCAGCAACAGGAAAUGUGAAUUAUUGGGUGGAUUAUAAUUAAUGGACAUUUUUGUAAGGGUUGAUACAUUUUUACUUAGGGCAAAUCAAGUCUGACAUUUUCAUGUGGAAAUUACAGACAGAAAUCCUUUUAAACCUUUUAAACCUUGAAUGCACUACAAGUUUGCAUUUCCUUGCUGCGCAGGAAAUUUCCUGCAACAACAGGGUGUUCAAAUUAAAAUCCUAUAUCUGUAGUACAUUUAUACUUUUUGUUUCUAACUCAAUGUUGUUCUAAUUAUACUGUUGUAUCCUAAUGUCCAUUCACUUCCUGUAUUUCACAACUUUCUUGUUUAGAAUCUCACAGGGCAUGACUUUGUGUUACUAAGAUGUGACUGAAAGUGUUUGUGUGUGUGUGUGUGUGUGUGUGUGUGUGUGUGUGUGUGUGUGUGUGUGUGUGUGUGUGUGUGUGUGUGUGUGUGUGUGUGUGUGUGUGUGUGUGUGUGUGUGUGUGUGUGUGUGUGUGUGUGUGUGUGUGCCACUGCAGUAUUUACAGUAUGUGAAAUUGUAUGUGUGUGAAGCAGUAUGAUAGGGCCUGUAGCAGGGCUGGGAGAUGUUUGUGUUAGAGAGGAAAGGACACAAUUCUAGUAGGCCUCUAGGUUCUAGUAGGCAUGUCUCUGUCUGCAGGCCUGUCUCUAGUCUGCUCUGUAGGGCUGAAAGGCAGCCCAGGCAGACAGCUACUGUAGGGCUGAAAGGCAGCCCAGGCAGACAGCUACUGUAGGGCUGAAAGGCAGCCCAGGCAGACAGCUACUGUAGGGCUGAAAGGCAGCCCAGGCAGACAGCUACUGUAGGGCUGAAAGGCAGCCCAGACAGACAGCUACUGUAGGGCUGAAAGGCAGCCCAGGCAGACAGCUACUGUAGGGCUGAAAGGCAGCCCAGACAGACAGCUACUGUAGGGCUGAAAGGCAGCCCAGACAGACAGCUACUGUAGGGCUGAAAGGCAGCCCAGGCAGACAGCUACUGUAGGACUGAAAGGCAGACAGCUACUGUAGUACUGAAAGGCAGCCCAGGCAGACAGCUCCUGUAGGGCUGAAAGGCAGCCCAGGCAGACAGCUACUGUAGGGCUGAAAGGCAGCCCAGACAGACAGCUACUGUAGGACUGAAAGGCAGCCCAGGCAGACAGCUAAUGUAGGACUGAAAGGCAGCCCAGGCAGACAGCUACUGUAGGACUGAAAGGCAGCCCAGGCAGACAGCUACUGUAGGGCUGAAAGGCAGCCCAGGCAGACAGCUACUGUAGGGCUGAAAGGCAGCCCAGACAGACAGCUACUGUAGGACUGAAAGGCAGCCCAGACAGAUAGCUACUGUAGGACUGAAAGGCAGCCCAGGCAGACAGCUACUGUAGGACUGAAAGGCAGCCCAGGCAGACAGCUACUGUAGGGCUGAAAGGCAGCCCAGGCAGACAGCUACUGUAGGGCUGAAAGGCAGCCCAGACAGACAGCUACUGUAGGGCUGAAAGGCAGCCCAGACAGACAGCUACUGUAGGGCUGAAAGGCAGCCCAGACAGACAGCUACUGUAGGACUGAAAGUCAGACAGCUACUGUAGGACUGAAAGGCAGCCCAGGCAGACAGCUACUGUAGGACUGAAAGGCAGCCCAGGCAGACAGCUACUGUAGGGCUGAAAGGCAGCCCAGGCAGACAGCUACUGUAGGACUGAAAGGCAGCCCAGACAGACAGCUACUGUAGGACUGAAAGGCAGACAGCUACUGUAGGACUGAAAGGCAGCCCAGACAGACAGCUACUGUAGGGCUGAAAGGCAGCCCAGACAGACAGCUACUGUAGGACUGAAAGGCAGCCCAGACAGACAGCUACUGUAGGACUGAAAGGCAGACAGCUACUGUAGGCCUGAAAGGCAGACAGCUACUGUAGGGCUGAAAGGCAGACCAGACAGACAGCCACUAUACUGUAGGGCUGAAAGGCAGACAGCUACUGUAGGGCUGAAAGGCAGCCCAGACAGACAGCUACUGUAGGGCUGAAAGGCAGCCCAGACAGACAGCCACUAUACUGUAGGGCUGAUAGAAGGAUCCCCAUCCCAAUCCUAACACUUUAUUUCCGGGAUCAUCAACUAGAUUCAGCCGCGGGACGAAUUACAAAUCAUUUUUAGACUGCAAAUUGACCCCAAGAAGCCUAAACAGAUAAUAUUUGACUAAAACAUAAUCAUUUCAAACCUUGCUCACGUUUGUACACGAUUACUUGUCUCACUAUUAUGCGUGGAAAUACUUGGGAAUUAUUAAAAAAAUAUUAUUAUUUUAUUAUUAUUUUGCUUCGAAAACUUGGGGGCCAAAUAAAACCACCCGCGGGCCGCAGUUGGGCAGCUGCUUUCUUUGACCUAUUCACCAUAAUGCCUUUAUAACAAUGUUGUAAACAUGUCAUAAUGCUACAUAGCUUGUGUCAUUGUGAUAACUGAAGCUUUAUGGCAUGUGUUGACAAGUUGUGACUCGUGGUAUGAGGCUUUAUAACAUGGUUAGGACAUUUUUAUGAAGGUUAUGAAGAGCUCAUGGUGUUUUGUUCAAAUGAAGUGUUACCAAUUUCUUUAUCUAUAUAUAUCAACAGGAAGUAGAACUGAUAUGUAGUGUCAAAGAUCCACUUCUCAAAGUUGUUUUUUACUUCUGGAAGUUUUUCCAAUUUCAAAUGUUAACGAUUGCCAAAAUGUUGUUCUUUUGCUUAAUCUUUUUGUAUGUUGACUGAGGUUGAGAUUGUAGACUGGCUGUAUUGUUGAGUUGAACAACUAUGUGCUCUCUGUUUCACAGCUCAGCUUGUCUGUCUGAAGCUUUAGGAAGGCAGUAAAUAAACCAAGACAGUGUUUUAUGACCCUC